AUGCCUCGCCCUGGGACCAUGAGUCAGGGCAUGUCCCCCGAUGACAAGACUAAAGUCAUUGUCUGGAUUGCGUUAGGGAAGCUUGGAUUUGACAAUGGACUUCUAUAUGAGAUGGAAAGCGGGCAGGAUAUGAGUCUAGAUGGCCAUGAAAAAAUAACAUUCUCGGGCAAGGCUGGGGGGGCUAGCCGUGCUGCUUUUACUGAGUAUGUGAAGCAAAGCGCACUAUCGCUAUAG
Penicillium malachiteum is the source of this 234-nucleotide messenger RNA. RefSeq lists its product as uncharacterized. The transcript has a single exon. NCBI's taxonomy places the organism in Eukaryota, Fungi, Ascomycota, Eurotiomycetes, Eurotiales, Aspergillaceae. The record is from RefSeq and is a predicted model, not a curated record. Bases 1 to 234 code for a protein of 77 amino acids.